Messenger RNA from Stegostoma tigrinum, 3475 nucleotides. RefSeq names its product chromosome 5 C1orf35 homolog (gene c5h1orf35). The transcript is spliced from 10 exons. The record is from RefSeq and is a predicted model, not a curated record. Bases 1 to 1374 code for a protein of 457 amino acids. Lineage: Eukaryota; Metazoa; Chordata; Chondrichthyes; Orectolobiformes; Stegostomatidae.
AUGCCAGUGGUGAAGGGAAAACUGCUGGGGAAACCCUUUGAACAAUUAAAGUUGCAAAAGGCUAUAUCAGAUAGUCCGUUAAAGAACUUGACAGAAGGCUGGCAGGAGAAGCUGGAGCUUCAAGCCGAGAUAGAUAACCUUCAAACGGAGACAAACAGGCUUGCAGAGAAAACUGCCAAUUAUUUCACCCACAGGAAACAGUAUGAGGUAUGGUACAAGAAAUUAGAAAGAGAGAAAAAUAAGUAUGAGGAGAUGUUUAGACAAGAUCAUGAGAAGGAAGAAAAUUUGGAAAAAUGCAAAAACAAAACAUACACAGCAGCGUUUAAAAUGGAAGAUAUUGAAGUUGCUGAGAAGACAAAUAACUGUGUAGCAGCAAGAGAAUUUGGUGUUUUGGAGAAAUUUGUCUAUGCACUAGGGGGCAGCAGGGAUCGUUCCCCACACAAAGAUGGCGUCCCACAGUUUACCCACGCUACCACGGUAAGAUGGCGGCACCGAAUCGUCAUUCCCCUGCGCCACGGGCUUAAAGGAGGACCCGGGUCGCUCGCCUUGUUGGGCUUUUUGGGGGUCAUUAGUGGUUUGGUUGUGUCCGGUGGUUCUACAAUGAUGGGCUCGGCCCGAGGCGGGGUCCGCGGUGGACAAGAUCAGUUCACCUGGGAGGAGGUGAAGGCAGAUAAACACCGAGAGAAUUACCUGGGAAAUUCGUUGAUGGCUCCAGUUGGACGAUGGCAGAAAGGAAAGGACCUCACCUGGUAUACGAAGGAAAAGAAAACAGAGGGGACACAGUCUCGUAGUGAGGAGUUGAUGGCUGUACGGAGAGCUGAGCACGAAGCCCUAAUGGCAGCACUAGGGCACAAGAAUCCUAAAAGGAAACCCACUGGAAUAACGAAAGAAGAACUGUUAGAGGUUUGUAAACGUGAUACUGCGGAACCAGACAGCAAGGAUGUUGACAGAGUCCUUGGACUUGGCAGUUCCAGUGGCACUGCUCCCAGAAUGAUGCUGACUAGAGAGGACCGUGAGGCAGCUAAACUUGGACUGGCUGUUUUUACGCACCACAAAUCUGAUGAUACCAGCAAGUCAUCAAGCCAGAAGCGGAAAUCGGAGCCACAGGGUGGAGAGCCUGAGACCCUAAAUCUGUUGAUCCCAAACUCUAGGUUUGAGGGCCAGAAACGACACAAGAAACAAAAAAUCAGCAAAAAGAAGAAGAAAAAGGAAAAAAGGAGCAAAAAGCAUAAGAGCCGAACGAAGUCAUCACUGCAGGCGUCAAGCCAUCGAGAUAGAAGAUACCAUUCAUCUGAACAGAAGAUACACAGACAACAGCACAUGGAUUCUUCUGGGGGUAGUGGAACCUCUAAUCAUCACCCUGGAUCGCUGUAAAAAGGUCAACAGUCAGCAGGCAAAGAAUGAAGAUCAGUGUUUGACUCUUAGGUGGCAUAAGAAAUAUUGAACUUAAUUUGCAAACCAUGUUUGCAGAUGUGAAGCAUUUGUACAAUAUUCUUGUCUUAAAGCUGUAGCAGUGUAAAUAUUUAUGCACACAUACAAUGAAACAAAUUAAAAACAAGUCAUUUCUGUAGCCACUACUGGUCAAUCACAAGAAAAUGAAAGUAUUGUUUUCAUCCUGGUUGUGUCAAUGGGUACAAUGAUUUGCUUCAAUAGCAACACAGCUGAGCCUGAGAGCUUUACUUAAAUGGUAGUGUACAGUUUGAACAAUUAGUUCAAAAAAGUGUCAUUUUUACCCCACUGUAUGUUACUUAAUUUAAAAAAUGCUAGGCAAGUGCAGGAGCAAAAAUUAAGGAAUCUUAGAUUUUAUUCUAACAGCUUUAAUUACAGUGCUCAAAAUAAAUUGAAACAAGUAUACAAAACAUUUGAUUAGUAGUGUGUGUAAUGAAGGAUUAACUUCACAGCAAUAACCCAUCCUGAUCAGACCCAGGUAUUACUGUCCAUACUUCUCAGUCUUAACUAAGGAAAGGAGGGAAAAAAAACUGCUGGCAAACCAGGUCCUUGCAGUAUUCAUGUAGCAGGUGGCUGGGUCUUGCCUUGAGCUCCAGACAUUCAAUGUUACAGCAGGAGGGAAAAGAACAGGAACGGAUGGCAACAGGUCUUUGCUCUACAUCCAAAAAAUGGAAUGACUCAGAUGUAGUUUCAACACUAAAAGUUGGUGGGGUGGGGUGGGGAAAGAGGAUUUAGGUGCAUUCACUGGACAUUGCUAUCUGGUAUACACUACCUAAGGGGACAAGCUAACAGAAGCCAAAAAGUUCUUUUCAUCUGACCCAACGGUGCCUGCAUGCUGUGGUCAGUUUACAGUUACUCAGGUGAGCCAGGAGGCAGAAGAGAAGAAUCAGCACAACUCCAGAAUUAAACAAGUUAUUAUAAAACUAGACACUUGGCUCAUGGUGUCUUUUCACUUCAAUGGUUCAAGAAUUGUUGCUAAUAGUCACUGACUUCCUCUUCCCUAAUAAUUCAUGAUAUCAAAACUAAUUUUAAAGUGACCUGCAAUUCAUGUGAAUGUCCAGCACACAAAUAAUUAACUGCUAUCUGCUCAUUUUAAAGUAAGCUAUUUGAAAAUUGGAUUUCAAAUUAUUCAGAAGGCAGAAAGGUGGGUUAGAAUAUUUUAUUCUGAUUUCAAAUCCAGCCUGCAUAGGUCUAGGAAAGGGAUACUUUUGCAACUGCUGAGAAUGACUCGCAGGACAGUGCGAGAGAAAUGGAACUGAUAAAUCACUUCAAAAAUGUAUGUCAGAAUUAAGAAAAAAAAAUCAAAUUAGUCCUUCACUCCCAAAAUCCCAAACGUGGGCAAGGAGGAAAACAAGUUGAACAAGUGUAAGGACACAUGCAAGCUUCCCUCCCUCCAUCAAAAAGCCAUACCCCACACCUUGGAACCUUGUUCUAGAGUUAACAAGUGAAAUCUGCUAACAUAUUUUGCAGUGCAAUGCACUUUUGGGAGGACAGACACCUCCCACUUCUAAUCUAUUUGUAUAUCCCUUUCCUACACUUAAUAUUUACACGUCAGUUUUACACGUCAGUUUUAACCUUCAAAAGAAGGGAAAACAAAGAACAACCAUGAGGGUAAAUAUUGCAUAGGAGUAGCAAGAAGCUGCCUCAUUACAAAAAGGGACGAUAUAUACACAUUUUAAAUAAGAAACCACAUAUUUCCUUUCAUGUCAGCACUUCUCACCCAUACAAUAUGAUGUUAUAGUUCGUGAUUGGAUGUAAUGAAGCAGGUUCCUGGCACCCAAUACCACAAAGUAGCAGUUUGCCACACUACAUAAUGAAGCAGGAAGGAGGGACAGGCAGGAAGGGGAAGGAGGAAGGGAAAAAAUUAAUUAUUUGUUGCUUUUAAGCUGGCUGGACAGCCAGUCCAGUCCUUCAUACAGGCCAUCUCCACUGGUUGCACAGGUUGCCUGAAUGAACCAGGUCCUUUGACGGAGUUGAUGCAGACCUAGUUUAUCUGUGAUCUCUGCAGCAUUCAUUGCAUUCGGCA